AUGGCUUCCAUUAUCACCACCGCAGCUCUCGUUUAUGCGCUGUAUCUCCUUAGCUACCUCUGCCGUUCCAUCCUCUCUCUGGUUCGGAACGUACGCAUCGCCAAGCAAAUCGGGAUCCCGGUCGUCUGGAGCCCCGUUAGCUCCUUCAACCCCCUGUGGAUCAUCACCUGCAAACGCGUCGCGCCAUUCUUCCAACGCCUUCCCUUUGGCUUGGGCGAUUGGACGAGAUAUAGCACCCUCGACUGGACGUGGAUAGACCGUACCACUGGAGGAACUGAAUCUACGGUCCAUAAGCAAUAUGGUUUUACUUUUGUGAAUGCCACACCCCGGGAUGUGGAAAUUCACACCUGUGAUCACCACGUAUCCGAUCAAAUAUUACGAAAAUACACUAAUGACUUCCCCAAGAUAAGUCACUAUGCCAUACUGGAUGUAUUGGGGACGAGCCUAGUCUCGUCAGACGGCGAUGACUGGACCCGUCACCGGAAGGCUACUGUUGCGACCCUAAGUGAUCGAACCAACGGCCUAGUUUGGGCAGAAGCCCUCAGGCAGACACGACAGAUGGUGCAGUACUAUGAAGCAGUUAGCCAAGGUCGUAUUCUCGAUCCUAUUGAGGACAUUCGCGAGCUGUAUCUGCACGUCUUCACCCGAGUCUGCUAUGGCGUUGCCUAUGACUUCAAACAGCAAGAACAAAUCCCCGCGGGACACUCCUUGAGCUAUAAGACAUGCUUAUACACGAGCAUCAGGGGUAUUUUGAUGCUUCGACUGAUCCCUUGGUCAAUCAUGCGAUUGUCCAACCUGCCCCUGCCGUCCAAGGUCCGUACCUUUCGCCAAGCCAUCAUCGAGAUGCAGCAGUAUCUCGACGAAAUGAUCACCACCAGUCAAAGCUUAAUAAGCGGCGAUAAUACUAGGAAGAGCCAAAACCUUCUUAGCUUCAUGGUAGAACGGAGCAAAGAAUCGCAAUACAGGCCCAAGACGGACGUCUGGCUGAAUGAGUCGGAAAUCCGCGGGAACCUCUUUACAUACGCAUUAGGGGGUCACGAAUCCUCGGCCCAUACAUUCUCAUUUGCCCUAUAUCUUCUGUCGGCUUAUCCUGAAACGCAGGAUUGGUUAAUCCAAGAAAUUGAUCAAGUUAUUGCUUCUGAUGCGAGCUGGAUGUCGGAGGAAGCUUUCAUGGGGCUAUACUCUCGCUUGCCGAGAUGUCAAGCUGUCAUACUUGAGACCCUUCGGUUAUAUCCGUCGGUAACCGUGGUGCCAAAAUGCACCACCUCUGCGGCGGUAACGCUUUCGAUUAACGGAUCAAACCGCCGCAUACCGCCCAACACAAACGUCUUUGUCAACAUGCCCAGCAUUCAGGUCCGCGAAUCCAUCUGGGGCUCAGGUGCCGGGCUCUGGAACCCGGGACGGUGGAUCGCGAGGCCGACGGCCGAUGAUGGCCAGAAGCACGAGCGCGUACAGCCCCCCCCGGACGGCGCGUUUCUGGCUUGGUCGGAGGGCAAACGUGCCUGUCCCGGCAGGCGGUUCUCUCAAGUCGGGCUUGUCGCGGCUCUCGCGGCAAUGUUCUCGUCGCACAGGCUCGAGGUUAUGCCUAACGAAGGGGAGAGUUCUGCCGAGGCGAGAAUGAGAGCCAAUGCUGCAGUAAACAGCUCAUAUGCUGUUAUGACGGUCCAUAUGUAUGAUCCAUACUCUGUGAAGAUUCGUUUAGUGAAGAGAGAAAACGGGUCUGGCCAUGAGGCAGGUGCCGGAAAACUAGAGACGGACAACCUUAUAAACUAG
Molecule: messenger RNA, 1773 nt
Organism: Colletotrichum graminicola M1.001
Lineage: Eukaryota; Fungi; Ascomycota; Sordariomycetes; Glomerellales; Glomerellaceae
Product: cytochrome P450
Exons: 3
Coding region: 1-1773 (590 amino acids)
Molecular function (GO): iron ion binding; oxidoreductase activity, acting on paired donors, with incorporation or reduction of molecular oxygen; monooxygenase activity
Source: RefSeq, a predicted model, not a curated record